AUCUUAUUUGUUUGAAAUAUAUAAUCUACUGCGUAUUUCCGCGCGCAGAUUUGGAUUUAACACGUCACAAUAUGGCGUCUUAGGGAGUGUUCGGAAAUCCUUCUCGUAAGGUAGCGUUUAUAAUUGACCAAUCAAAAUAAAAAAUUCUUUAUUUUGAUUGGUCAAUAAGAAGUCAUUUUAUCUCGUGUGUAGAAUUUUCGAACAAUCCCUUUGUAUUUGGCGCAUUUCGUUCAGUUCGCUAAAGAUUUGUAGAAUCAGGUUGAAGUUUAAUCCUCACUACAGAAGUUAGAUUGACAAUAAAAAAUGGAAACGGAAGAACUUUGCAGUAUCAGUAUCUCUCCGUUGGUGACGAAUCCAUUUGCGGCACAAUGGUCAUCAGACAAUCAGCUCUCGAUUAUUACAGAAGGAGGGGUUCAUGUAUUUGAACUGCAGCCUUCACCUAUGUCUCCUAAUUCAACAAUCAAGUUUGCUCGUUCCUACAUUCCUUCAUAUUCUUUGGAAAAUCCUCCAGCAUAUGCAUUUGUGGACAAAAUAGACUCAUUAAUAUGGAAUCUGGACCGUGAACACAAUUACUUGAGUCUCAUGGAGGAAACAAUUACUCCAAAGCUAAGUAGUGUAAAUGAUGCAGUUCACAAAAUAGUGAGUACAGCAUGGUCACCAAAAAAUUUGAUCUCUCCUAGCCAAUGUAUAUUAGCAAUAUUAAAUGCAACAGGCUCAGUUAAAUUAUCGCACAAAACUUCCAAUCAGUGGUAUUCCAUAUGUGAUGUUUCAUCUCUACGGCAAAAGUAUAUGCAGGAAAAAAUCAAAUCUAAUUUUAAUAAAUGUAAAAGAAGUAAUAGUUAUAUAGUGAUAACUGAAAAUAUGAGACAGUUGCAAGCUUGUGCUAUGACAUGGAGUGAACUGUUUGAAAUAGAAAAAACUUCCUUUGCAUAUUUCUCUGUGGCGUAUCAUAGUGGUGAUAUAUUGAUUUGGAAGAUUCUUAGAAUUUCAGAUUUAACAAAAUGCUUAGAACCUAUACUUGUUGGUAAAAUAGAUUCAAACAUUGCUGUAAAAAUAAAUGUAUUGUCUUGGAUUACUAUUAAUACAAAUGAAUAUCUGCUAAUUGCUGGAUAUUGUGAUGGCCGAAUAUAUGGCAUAAAGUUAACAUGUACUGAUAAUGAUUUACAAGUGGCAUUGAUAGAAAAAUAUGUCGCUCCGGAUCGUAUAGCAAUUAAUUAUUUACACAUAGUUUUUCAAGAUAAAGCAAAUGUGAAAAUUCUUGUUGCCAAGGACACUUUUCUCUUAUUGUUAUGUAUAGAUUUGACAGGAACAUUAAAGAGUAUGGAAUAUCUGCAAAUGCAAGGAUUUAAUAUAUCUGGUAUAAUCCCUAUUGCUCCUCAGCGAUGUUUAGUCAGCACAGAUAGUCAGUUUUUUAUCUGUGACAUACAGUUGAACAAUUUAAUUAUCACUGAUAUAAAAACUCAUUUAUCACAAACAUCUGUUCAGUCUUUAGGACUUGCUCAUUCACCAAAUAAAGUAAUGUUUAUUAAUAUAACCAGUCCAAAAGCAAUGUACGAUCAUUUAGUGAUGAGAGAGCCAAGUAUUGUGCAUAUAUUCACUAUAAAAGACGCAAUAUAUGAUCCACUGCCUAUUAUUAAUAAUAGUGCAAAUCUCAUAAGUGUUUGGGAUUGUAUGGAAGUACUUAGAGUUAAAGCCACUAAAGCAGAAGAUGCAACCACGGUAUUGCCUCCUAUUAAAGAGAAACUCGAAUCGUUAUCGCUCUACGAAUUGCAAUUGUCAUUGUGGACGACAGUGAUGAUCAAUGUGUGCUCGACGAAAAAGCCAAUACCUAAUAUAGAUCAUAUACAAAAAUGCAAUAUAACGCAAGCGCUACCGUUAAUCUUUGUACAAUCCGCUUGCGAUUGUCUCGAUAAUUUGAGGAAGAAGAGCAAACUGUCGAAAAUUCAAAUGCAUGCUAUGAGCUUACUCAGAAAAUAUCUGGAAGUAUAUCUAAAUGGAGAUGAGAAAGAGGAUAUCGCUUAUCGACGAGCUCGAGAAAUGUUGAACGUAACUGCAUUCUGUUCCAAUCAAAUCGAGAAGUGCAACCUAUGUGGUGAAGUAAUAGAUGACUUCUCGAAUGUCAAGUCUUGUCCGCGAGGUCAUAAAUUACCCAGAUGCACCACAACAUUAUUACAGAUAACGUUGGAUUAUUAUGUCUGUCCGAUAUGCACGGGAAUUUUCCACCCGUGCUUGAAAGAAAUAUACGAGGAACCGCGAUGUCAGUUCUGCGAUGUACCUGUUCUGUGCAAUUUCCAUGCUUUUGAUGUAGAAGAGUCUAAACUGUAUGGAAAAAAUUUAUCACAGCAACGUAUUGCAGAUAUAGAAUCGUCGAGAGAGUUAGAUUCGGAAGAAACGCACGAAAAUCAACGAAGAAAGAAGUGGGAUACUUCGCAUACUUACUCCGUAAUUGUAAAUGAUAAUGAUGAUGAAUCAGGUAGAAUUACAGAGAAAUGGGAAGAAUUUUAAUUGUUUGUUAUAAUAGUUCCGGAAACUGUGAUCUUAAAUGUAUUUAUUACAAAUUAUUACAUUAAAUUUGUGUUAUUUUCAUGUCUUAUUUUAAACUAAGUUAGAAUAAAAGUUAGAAUUAAAAGCAUUAUUUUAUUGCUCAUAAGAAUAAAAAUUUUAAGGAGAUUAA
Molecule: messenger RNA, 2674 nt
Organism: Nylanderia fulva
Lineage: Eukaryota; Metazoa; Arthropoda; Insecta; Hymenoptera; Formicidae
Biological process (GO): transcription initiation at RNA polymerase III promoter
Cellular component (GO): transcription factor TFIIIC complex
Molecular function (GO): histone acetyltransferase activity
Source: RefSeq, a predicted model, not a curated record